CGUGCAACAGUUGUCGGCUAAUAAUACCGACCUGCUGCGCCUUUAAGAGGAUGACUGAGGAAACCUAAUAUCUCCACAUCGAGCUCAAGUCUCUGUCAAUAGAACAGGCGGUAUCGGACUCUGUCUGUGCUCUCUGCUCCAAACUCCACCUGUUUUUUGUCGCUUUUUGUGUUACCUCACGGAUUAAAUUACGGAUUGCACCUUUAAGAAACUGUCACCGGGAUUAGGGUUACGCGCAGCGAGCAAGGUCGCCCUCCUAAGGGGUUUUACGCACCGUCGGUACCCAGGGAAGCGUCUCCUUCAGCGGUAUUUCUCCCUCUGUCUCUCGUCUACCUCACUGGUCCUGACACGAACCGGGUCGGCCCUCAAUACCUUGCGACAUGGCCGAGACAGGGAAAGGGGUCACUGCUGGGAAACUGGCCAGCAACGUCCAGAAGAGACUGACCCGAGCGCAGGAGAAGGUCUUGCAGAAACUCGGCAAAGCAGAUGAGACCCGAGAUGCUGCCUUUGAGGAGAUGGUGGCCAACUUCAACAAGCAAACGGCAGAAGGCACCAAACUGCAGAAAGACCUGAAGGCCUACCUGACAGCAGUGAAAGCCAUGCAUGAUGCAUCACGGCGGCUGCACGACUGUCUGGCUGCCAUGUACGAACCCGACUGGUUCGGCAAAGAGGAGAUGGACACUCUGGCAGAGGAGAUGAUAGAGAAGGAGAUGGACGAGAACUUGGAGGACACAGACACUCUGUGGCUAGACUACCACCAGAGCAUCAUGGAAAAGUCUCUGCUGCCCAUGGACACAUACCUGGCUCAGUUUCCCGAUAUCAAGGCUCGUAUAGCAAAGCGCGACAGGAAGAUGGUGGACUUUGACAGCGCCAGGCAUCACUUCACCUCCUUACAGAAAGGCAAGAAGAAGGAUGAGGCCAAGAUUGCAAAGCCAGCAGCCCUGUUGGAGAUGGCGGCUCCCAGCUGGGCUCAGGGUUUGAUAUCAGCCCACCAGGUGGCUCAGACUAACCUCUCCUACAACCAGGCCGAGGAGGAGCUGGGCCGAGCUCAGAAGAUUUUCGAGGAGCUGAACGUGGAGCUACAGGAUGAGCUGCCAGGACUGUGGAACAGCCGUGUUGGCGUCUAUGUUAACGCAUUCCAGAGCCUGGCCGGCCAGCAGGAGAAGUUCCACAGGGAAAUGAACAAGCUCAGCCAAAACCUGAAUGACAUCAUGACCAAACUGGAGGAGUGCCAGCAGCUCAAAAAAGAUGGUACUGCAGCAGCCAAGAUGGGAGAUGAUGCAAAGAGUGAGGAAGCCAACCACAGCGAAUCAGCCAGCUCUCCACCAAAGAGGCCCGGUCCUCCACCUCCCAGUCGGCCUCCACCCAGACUGACGCCGUCCCCGGACCAGAGACAGCAGCUUGUUGCCCUGUUCGAGGACGGGGCCUCAGUGGCCAAUGCUGAGACAGACUGUGUGACCAGGACACAGCAGGUGCCAUCAUGGGAUUCAUGGAGUGCAGCGACCAGUGGCACUGAUGGUGAACUCCCUCCGGGUUUCCUCUACAAGGUAAAAGCAAUACAUGACUAUGCUGCCACUGACCGUGAUGAGCUGGAACUGAAGCUGGGAGAUGUCGUGCUGGUUCUGGCCUUUGACAGCCCAGAUGAACAGGAUGAUGGCUGGCUCCUGGGACUGAAGGAGUCUCAGUGGCUGGAGGAGAAAGACACUUUUAACAAAACUCAGUACCAGCAGCAGCAGCAGUGUGACCUGUGA
Monopterus albus (swamp eel) is the source of this 1751-nucleotide messenger RNA. It is a transcript of the gene bin1b, whose product is annotated as bridging integrator 1b. Gene Ontology annotation, cellular component: synaptic vesicle; cytoplasm; plasma membrane. NCBI's taxonomy places the organism in Eukaryota, Metazoa, Chordata, Actinopteri, Synbranchiformes, Synbranchidae. The record is from RefSeq and is a predicted model, not a curated record. The transcript is spliced from 19 exons. Gene Ontology annotation, molecular function: tau protein binding; phospholipid binding. The coding region runs from base 381 to 1751 and encodes 456 amino acids.